Molecule: messenger RNA, 3476 nt
Organism: Lutzomyia longipalpis
Lineage: Eukaryota; Metazoa; Arthropoda; Insecta; Diptera; Psychodidae
Gene: Cbl
Product: E3 ubiquitin-protein ligase CBL-B-B
Exons: 8
Coding region: 272-2839 (855 amino acids)
Biological process (GO): negative regulation of epidermal growth factor-activated receptor activity; cell surface receptor signaling pathway
Cellular component (GO): plasma membrane; membrane raft
Molecular function (GO): SH3 domain binding; phosphotyrosine residue binding; receptor tyrosine kinase binding
Source: RefSeq, a predicted model, not a curated record
AAAUAGUGGUAAAUGUCAACAGCCACGGCAAGACAGAGUUGAAGAAGAAGAAGAAAAGUGAAGAGAACACAGUCGUGAUUUUGCGUGCGGAAAAUAAUGGUGAAAUCGUGCUCUACGUGGCCAGUGGCGCGCUGUGGCAAGUAGUGGUGCGUGCGGGAAUAGUGAUCAGUUGACUGGUGUCCAGGUGCAAAGUGUUGAGUGGGUGCAGGAGUGAGUUUUCCUCAACAGUGGUCCUGAUUGUCUCAGUGGCUGUGUUUGGGCCCACAGCAAAAUGGCGGCCAGUCGGAACCGCAUGCAGCAGAAGAAUAUUUCGUCAAUUUUGUCGAAGCUGCAUGGGGCCUUCUCGGAUGCAUGCGGGCCCCAGAAGCUUUCGACGGAUAAGAAGACACUGGACAAGACGUGGAAGCUUAUGGAUAAAGUGGUGAAGCUGUGCCAGCAGUCAAAGAUGAACCUGAAGAACAGCCCACCCUUCAUACUCGACAUACUCCCGGAUACGUAUCAGCGCCUCCGGCUCAUCUACAGCAAGUACGAGGACCAGAUGCAUGUUCUGCACACCAAUGAGCACUUCAAUGUCUUCAUCAACAACCUCAUGCGCAAAUGCAAGCAGGCCAUCAAGCUCUUCAAGGAGGGCAAGGAGAAGAUGUUUGACGAAAACUCCCACUAUAGGCGCAACCUCACCAAGCUCAGCCUUGUCUUCUCCCACAUGCUGAGUGAGCUGAAAGCCAUCUUUCCCAGUGGCCUCUUCGCCGGUGACCAAUUCCGGAUCACCAAGGCGGAUGCCGCGGAUUUCUGGAAGAGCAACUUCGGAAACAGUACUCUAGUCCCAUGGAAAGUGUUUCGGCAGGAACUGUCCAAAAUCCAUCCGAUUUCUUCAGGACUAGAGGCGAUGGCACUUAAAACAACGAUAGAUCUAACGUGCAAUGACUACAUAUCGAAUUUCGAGUUUGAUGUUUUCACGAGACUGUUUCAACCGUGGAGUACACUGUUGAGAAAUUGGCAAAUUUUGGCUGUUACUCAUCCCGGCUAUGUUGCAUUUCUAACAUAUGACGAGGUGAAGGCUCGACUACAGAAGUAUAUACAUAAAGCGGGGAGUUAUGUAUUUAGGUUAUCGUGUACUCGAUUGGGUCAGUGGGCGAUAGGCUAUGUGACGGCGGAAGGUGAAAUUCUUCAAACAAUACCUCAGAAUAAAUCCCUCUGUCAGGCACUUUUGGAUGGGCACAGGGAAGGAUUCUACUUGUAUCCCGAUGGACGACUCACAAAUCCGGAUUUAUCUUUUGCCGUACAGAGUCCCAUGGAGGAUCAUAUAACUGUGACACAGGAGCAAUAUGAACUCUAUUGCGAAAUGGGGAGCACAUUUCAGCUAUGCAAAAUAUGUGCGGAGAAUGACAAGGAUAUUCGUAUUGAGCCAUGCGGACAUUUACUCUGUACACCGUGUUUGAAUGCGUGGCAAGUGGAUUCAGAGGGACAGGGAUGUCCAUUCUGCCGGGCGGAAAUUAAGGGCACAGAGCAGAUUGUGGUGGAUGCUUUUGAUCCGCGGAAGCAGCACAAUAGGAAUUCAGCAAAUGGAAAACAACAGAACAUCGACGAUGACGACACAGAGGAUUUGGGUGACUUCAACAUUGCUACAUCCUCUCUGCACGCGCUCAGCAAUAGCUUAUCGCGUACGGAAAAACAAAGUCCACACUCAUCCCCGCGAAUGCCAAGGAAGAGCACAACAUCUUCGUCAUCAUCGUGCUCUUCGGCAUCAUCCGGUACGAGUUCAACGCAGCAUCAUUUUGAUCUGUACGCGGGGCAACCGAGUCAUGCAUCGGGAAGUGGUUUAAAUGGGGGAAGCCCGGGGGUGAAUGGGUUGGGGUGUUCAAGUAAGACAAGUCGCAAUGGAUCUAGUGGAUCACUGGCACAAGCCACAAAUCCCAAUAGGAUGAGUGCUCCGGUACUUUCGAGUGCUGCCAUGGCACCCGUUGGGAAGAUCCUCCAUAAGGCGCUGUCAUCGGAUCCGGGAGGGGCUCUUGCGGAAGCAGCCCCACCAUUGCCACCGCGAAAAUCCUCCCCAAGUAUCGAUCAAGUGCCCGCAUCGACGCGUGCAGGGAAAUCACCGGCCCCCGUGGUGGUUGUACCUGCGGCAUCUAGUCUCAUUACACUAUCCCCGGAUGUCCCAGUGCCGGGCACUUCAGCUGCCACUGCAUUGGACACCAUUACGAGUUGCUGUGAUCUAGAAGUGCCACGGACGUGUGCCCCACCCGUACCGCGGCAUCAGUCCAAUCCUGUGGAUACACUCGCUGAGGAUUUCACAUUGCACGUCACGGUGCAGAAGGAUGAAGAAGUUCCUGAUGAUGGGGUGAUUGUGGGACCAGCGGAAACAAUUUCGGGAAUUAUUGAUACGCGUCCCUUGGAGGCGAGAAAACCCAUUUCGGUGACUAAUCAAAAUCUCAGCAAAGAUCCCGCAGCAACAGAUCGCGGGAAUAAUUUGUACCAACUAAAGACAACACAAAAUCACACGCGACACCAAUCUCUACCCAUGAAUACCAUCACGAAAUCCCCAACACCUGCAAAAUCCGUGACUGUUGCCCAGCUGUGUCAACCCAGGACGGCGGUGACCACAACGGCAGCCGGUGGGGGUGCGGAUACGCAGCGUCAGGCAAUUCUGUAUGAAAAUGUGACAAUCAACAGCAAAGACUGCAAUGUGCCAUAUGAGAAUAUAAACCUCGAAUACAUUGCGAGGUUAGUGAAUGAGGGGUACUCUAAGGAGAAUGCAAUAACAGCCCUUGGUAUAUCGCGCAAUAACAUCGAGAUGGCAUGCGACAUCCUUCAUGAAUUUGUAGCAAAGAGUGGCGUGUGAAUGACACCCACGCACACACCAAACAUCCUCCAGCUCUCCUUCUCAAACACACACACACACAAAGUUAUGCUACUCCAAAAAAAAGGUAUUCAAACACGAGACUUAUAUGGGAUACAUAGAAGAUGAUGAUGGGUUUUUUUUGUCGCGCACUCUAUACAGGAAAUUAACUUAUAUAUACUCACUUUUCAUAGCAACUCUACAAACUACAAUGGUGGACUAACAAAAAGAAAAAAAAACAAGAUUACAAGCAAUAGAGAAGAUACUUAAAGACUUUUCGAUAUGAAAUUUAGUAAAAUACAUUUUCUUCCCAUAUGGAUGUGCUUUCUUUAAAAAGAUUGACUCUUUUUUUUUAAAAAGAAGAAAGAACGGAAAAAAUUCAGGGGGUGUGCUACAUGACUAUUUUAAAUGAAAAAAUAAAUUCUAAUUUGAAGGCAGGCAGAGAGAAAAUUAAAAAUUUCCACCAAAUGAAGAAUUAUAAAUUACCGCAGCUAAUGAGUCCUAUUCUGCGACCAAGAAGUCUUCAAGAAUUUGUUGUAAAAUUUCAACGAUUUCAGGGAUUUAAUGAUCGCAAAAUACGACCCAAUAGUCUAUAAAAAGAAUUUUUCAAUAAACGAAAACUUUUAAAAUUUGCUUUAAA